Messenger RNA from Mercenaria mercenaria, 5233 nucleotides. Its product is annotated as calcium-activated chloride channel regulator 1-like. The record is from RefSeq and is a predicted model, not a curated record. The transcript has 14 exons. The coding region runs from base 116 to 3058 and encodes 980 amino acids. NCBI's taxonomy places the organism in Eukaryota, Metazoa, Mollusca, Bivalvia, Venerida, Veneridae.
UCUUCUAAGGUACAAGAAAUCCAGGGAAGGUAUGACGCAGUUAUUUAAUGACAGACAGGGAAAAUAUUUGUUCAGAUUUACUUUUCGUUUGACAUGAUAUGAAAUUAUAUGAGAUAUGUUGACUAUCACUGGACCAGUUUGUUUAGUUUCAAUUGUUGUCAGUGUUUUCAGUAUUUCUGUUAACAAUGGCGGAUAUGAGGAUAUAAAUAUUGUAAUCCAAAACACGGUUGCGGAGAAUGAAACACUUCUAGAAAGAAUCCAGGAAGUAUUCACUAAAUCAUCACAGCUGCUUUUCGAAGCGACUAGGCAUCAUGUUUUCUUCAGACAAGUCAACAUCAUAUUACCUAAAACUUGGAGCUGGAAACCGGAAUAUACAGGUAUACCAGCACGGUCUGAACUAGAGUCCUAUAUUACUGUUGAAGAGGGAAAAGUUAAAUCUCCUCACACUAAACGGAAGAGAAAGAAGUGCGGCUACCCCGGACGGUACAUAUAUCUACACACCGACUUUUUGUUCACAAAAGGAAACACCAAAUGGGGACCUCAUGAUAACGUUAUAGUACAUGAGUGGGCGCAUUUAAGAUGGGGUCUGUUUGACGAGUAUGGAACCAAGAGGAGAGGGCGGUUUUAUCUGGAUAAUGGUGUAUGGAACCCAGCAAGAUGCAGUAAGAACGUUAGUGGAAACGUUGGAAAAGGUAGAGACUGUACCAGGGCAACGUCAAAGUGUAGCACAACAGACACGAGUCAGCUGAUAAAUGAAAAUUGUAAAUUUUGCCCAAAUGAAUUGCAGGCUGAAUCCAAUCUGAGUUCAAUCAUGGCAUUUAAUUGGGUUGAUGGGGUGUCUACAUUUUGUGACAAAGAGUCUGACGAAACCGUACCGAUACACCAAAGACACAACAGGAAGGCUCCUAAUAAACACAAUUCGAAAUGUAAAGGUCGAAGUGCUUGGGAAGUUAUGAGAGAACACGAUGACUUCAAAAAAGUUUCUUUGCCUGCUUACACAAACACAACACCUACAUUCAAUGUACUCAGAGAGACUACAGGGCAUCGUGUGUUUGUACUCGAUGUGUCGGGUAGCAUGAGUCGUAAUUCAAGAAUAACAAAACUGUACCAAGCAGGUGAAUAUGUUAUUCAAACAAAGAUUCCCGAUGACAGCUGGUUAGGAAUUGUUUGGUUCAACUCCACCUCCUCGAUAAUGAAAAAUAUGACCCAGGUGACUUCGCAACAAGUUAGGGACGAACUUGUAUCAUCAUUACCGCAGUAUGCCUCUGGUGGUACAUGCAUUGGAUGUGGCAUAGAAUCGGCUUUAGAGAUCUUGACGGCUAAAUUCGGAGAUCCUGCAGGAUCGGAAAUUAUAAUGCUUUCAGAUGGAGGAAACAAUGUAGGUGAUCUUGAUGCAUCUGUACAGAAAGCGAUCGAAGCAAGUGUAACUAUACACUCAAUCUCUGUAUCUCAAGAAGCGGACACAAGAAUGAUAUCGAUGGCAACUGCAACAGGAGGAAUCCACAUAUCAUACCUCGAGACCGGAACUACAAGUUUUGCAUCUGCUUUUAUGGAAAUAUUAUCAAGUGGAGUGACGUCGUAUGCGACUGCAUCGACCUCGCUUUUGUCAGAGAAGAUGGACUACUUAACGUCAAACACCGUCUCAUUUAGUUUUGACAUUGAUAGUAGCGUUGGAAUAAAUACUACUGUCAGUAUACUGCAAGGUACCUCCACAAAUAUACGCAUAGAGGUUGAAAGUCCAGAUGGAACAGUUUAUACAGAACAGACAACUGGAGACAACAUUAUAUUGGAUUUUCCUGGCACGGCUGUGACAGGGAAGUAUAAUGCGACAGUAACAACACAAACUUCGCCGUCUUUCGAGUAUUACGUAACGUCUUUGCCUACAGGCUCCGAAGUCGUGCGUAUAUCCUCUUGGGUUUCUCCCAUAAAUUUAGACUUUUUAACCGGCGAAUUACCUGUGGUCGAAGCUGAUGUAAUGAAAGGACGAGCGGCUGUUUUGAAUGCAAUUGUGGCAGCAGUUGUAGAGACAGGUGGAUCAGCAUCCUGUGAAAUUGCAUUACUCGACGAUGGAGCCGAUCCAGAUGAUACCGUAGACGACGGGGCUUAUGCCGGCGUUAUACCAAGGGUCUGUCUCGACCGAGAUGGUCGCAUUAGUGCAAAAGUGUAUGUACGUGGUCAAAGUGGAACAGCAUAUGUACAGGAUGUUUUUAGUGGGGCUGGAAGUCCUGAUACAGAGGAAGACGCAAACGUCACUGAGGUUCUUCAAGACAACUUUCAACGAGUCACUCUGGCAAAUGAAAUGUUAGUAUCAAACUAUUCAAGUUCAAUUGCAAGUCAAGACAUUACUGCGCCUGGCCGUAUAACAGAUGUAUCUAUCAUAGACAUUUCCACGGAGAAUACCCAGUACGGUGAGAGUAGAAACUUCACCAUCACAUGGACGGCAACCGGGGAUGAUAUAAACGUCGGACAAGCCACGGAAUAUGAACUGAGAAUAUCUGAUGAUAUAAAUGUCCUGAUAAAUGAUUUUUCGAAUGCGGAACUGCUGGAUAUCAAAAAUGCAAACUUCACACCAAAGGCUGCUGGAGAAGUUGAAUACGUAAGAUUAGAAAUAGAUGCGGAGGAGUCAUAUACAUCAACAACAUUCCUUGGUAUAAGUGCCAAAGAUGAAGCAGGGAAUGCAGGAGAUAUCUCUAACAUUGUUUCUAUACUUGUCGCCAAUGGAUAUCGAGUGAAAAUCGAUGGUGAGGUGGUUUAUUCUAAAAUUUAUAUCGUUGAAGCAAUUGAAAAAGAUGUUGUAGAAGAAGAAAAGAAAAUGAAUCUUGCAGCAUUUAUUAUUAGUCUGUCGUCUGCAGCAGUGGUAAUCGUUAUCGCAAUCGUUGCCGUUACCGUUUGUAUGAAGAAACUGAAAGCUAAAGAAAGUGUCGAAGAUAGUGAAUUCGCUAAUAGGGUUUCGACGACUACGGUAGUUGAAAUAGAUGAACCAUCAGGAGACUUUUACACUAGCAUGGCCUCACGACAGACCUGGGUUGGCAAAAUGACGGCAUUUAAGAGUAUUUGACACAUCCGUAGCAUUUACUGGUAUUUACCGGCAUUUACUGGUAUUUACCGGCAUUUACUGACAUAUACAUAGAACCUGAAAACUAUUCCAUUACCUCCUCAUCAAUAUUAGAUAUCAUUGUAUUUUAAUGUUAAUGGUGUCAAUAGGUGAUAUCAGCAUGUCAACAGAUGUAUUUACUUGUUUGCUUAUUGUGUAAUAAGUGACGCUUUUGAUUAUAAAUACAAUUACACUAUUGUGCAAACACCAUCCAAAGUAGCCCUGCUAAUUUCCAAAAUGAACAAUAAUUUUUGGUAGAAGGUAAGACAAGUAACCUUUUCAAUAUGUCAUUGAGUGAUUGACAACUGUUCAUGAUAAAAAGGCAAACAUAAAUAUCAAACAGAAUAUUAUCAAAGUUCAUUAUAAGUCAUCAUGAAGCCUAAAGACCCCAUUUGAGGUAACUUUGAUAUAGUGGAUGAUUCAAGAAAAAGGCUAAAUGUAUGAGAUUAACAGCAGAAAAUUCUUGCAAAGCCAGCAAGUUUAGGUGGCAUAGAACAUGAAUUCUCAAACGUUUGGAAUAAUUCAAACUAAAGAUUCAAACUAAAGAGAGAAAUAGCCUUGGUUUAGAAAAGGCAGUAAAACUUUGUUUUGCUACAGAAUGCUUAAGAUAAAUGGGGAUCGGAGUGAUGACUUACUGAAUGUGAUUAUGUAAUUGUAUGACUUUGACUUAUCACUAUGUCCAGCAUUGUAUAAAUAUUUGAGAAUAUGUUCUACUUUCUGGAGUUUUUAAUGAAUCUUGAUUGACGGGAAACAGACUGAUUUCAUACUAAUUAUUUGAUGUUCUUACGUUAUCGUUGUCUUUUUAACAUUUAUCUUUACAUACGUUUUGUGUAUUCUAUUCUUAGACUACAUGCAUUUAAUGAAUUAUAUGUUUUACAGACGCGUUCCAAUUGUUUUCACUAGUGUCAAACGUUUGCCAUGUCAUAAUUUAAAGCCAGGUAAUUUGCUAGUUUUGUGAUAUAAUAUUCAAUACAAUCAGUACAUACAAUAACAUUAAACAAUUGAAAUGAAAAAUAAUUUUGGGUCACUGCAUUUGGUGCUGUCUUAAGUACAAUAUUUUCCGAAAAAAAAUGCAUGUGUCAAUAUUUUUUAAUCUUUACCCUGCCAAAUUUUUAAAAUGGACUUGUCCAGCAUUCAGUUUGGCAUACCACGUAUUAUUCAAAGGUGUGUUCACUGAAAAUUUACUCAUUGGAUAGCGAACAGCACAGACCAUGAUCAGCCUACAUGGACAUGCAGGCUGAUCUUGGUUUGCACUGGUCGCAAAGGUAGGCUUAAGGUUAGGAUUAGGUGCGUGUCUUUUACUUUUUAUACUUCUGUUACCUUUCAAAACUGAACAUAGGUAAUACUGAUACGUUACUCUUGAGGUUAUUGAAAAUUUCUUUAUUUUGUGGAUUCGAUGGUGUAAAAUCUUUCAGAUAGUUUUGGAAAUGUGUUUUCAGUUAUUCACAUGGCUAUUGAAUUUGCUUGUUGUUUAUUUGUUUGGGUAACCCUUUUCUUUAUGUAGUAUUUUAUAUUCUUUUAGACGAUAGUGUCUGAUUUGUUUAUCCGAUGCUAUUGUCGUGUCGAAUUUGUUUAGAUAGAGAACAUUAAUUUUCGUGACACGAAUUGAUAUUUAUAUAUUGAUUAGAAUUUGUUAUUUUUGUAAACAGUGUGUGUCAGUUUGAUAUUUAUACAUUUAUCCAACCCUUAUCAUGCUAAACACGACUGAUUCUGCCUUUGCAACCAGUGUAGAUCAUGAUCAGCCUGCACAUCCGUGCAGUCUGAUCAUGAUCUGCACUGUUCGCCAUUCAGUCAGUAUCUUUUUGGUAAGCACCCCUUUGACGGUUAAUGGUACUGUCCAAAUUAAGAAAUGGAUAAGUUCAUUAUAGAAACUUAGCAGAGUAAGGGUUAAGAAUGACAAUUGUAUGCUGUUUUAUUCUAUGCCUUGACAUAUGCAACUGAAUUAAUGAAACUCUUUCAGAUACUGACUAAGCCUGACCAUAUAUACUUAGUUAUAAAACAUUCAUCCAAACCUUUUCAUAUAAUAAUCUAAUUCUUGUCCAAUAUAAUAAUAUAAGGGAAUUGAUUGUGUGCAUCUCAAAGGGUUUGUAUGGGGAAUCAAGUGAAAGGAACCAGAUCAAUAAACUAUUAAUAAAAUUU